Messenger RNA from Trachemys scripta elegans, 2054 nucleotides. RefSeq names its product antigen WC1.1-like. The record is from RefSeq and is a predicted model, not a curated record. Gene Ontology annotation, cellular component: membrane. NCBI's taxonomy places the organism in Eukaryota, Metazoa, Chordata, Testudines, Emydidae. The transcript is spliced from 12 exons. The coding region runs from base 1 to 1803 and encodes 600 amino acids.
AUGUCUGAGGCAGCCCAGCCAGGAAUUGCUGAGGACGUUGGUGUUGUUUGCUCAGGAUCUAUCCCUGCAGGGAGCCGGCAGAUCAGACUGGUGAAUGGGGCAGGUCGCUGUGCCGGAAGAGUGGAGAUUUAUUACAAUGGCAGCUGGGGGACAGUCUGUGAUGAUUACUGGGAUCUGUCAGACUCCAAUGUCAUUUGCAAACAACUGGGAUGUGGACAUGCCAUCAAUGCAACUGUCUCUGCUCAUUAUGGGCAAGGAUCCGGGCAGAUCUGGCUGGAUGAUGUGAACUGCUCUGGGAAUGAAUCCAAUCUCUGGGACUGUCCUUCCGGGAGCUGGGGCCAGCACAACUGCAGACACAAAGAGGACGCGGGAGUUCUCUGCUCAGAAUUCACAGAUCUGAGGCUGGUGAGCGACAGUGACUGUGCAGGGCGGCUGGAAGUUUUCUACAAUGGGACGUGGGGCAGUGUUUGCUCCAAUCAGAUGUCUGGAGUCACUGCAGCAAUUGUAUGCAAACAGCUGAACUGUGAAGACGGAGGAUCUAUUUCAGGAGGAUCUGAAUAUGGAAAGGGUCCCACAUGGCUGGACCACAUUGCAUGCAGUGAGCAGCACAGCUCCCUCUGGCAGUGCCCAUCAGACCAUUGGAAUCCAAAGUCAUGUGAUAACCGAGCAGAAGAGACCCAUAUUUCUUGCACUGGAAAAAAAGCAAAACCAACUCAGAACCCUGAAUGCCCGAACUCUACGAGCUGCACAGACAGGGAGAAGUUACGCAUCGUGAGAGGAAAGGACAGAUGCUCGGGGAGAGUGGAGGUUUGGUACCGUGGCUCCUGGGGAACAGUUUGUGAUGAUUCCUGGGACAUGGCGGAUGCUACCGUUGUGUGUAAACAACUGGGCUGUGGAUCUGCUGUAUCUGCCCUGGGCGAGGCUGCAUUCGGUGAGGGGACUGGUCCCAUCUGGGUGGAGAAGGUGAACUGCAGAGGGACAGAGUCAUCUCUCUGGGACUGUCCUGCCAAGCCCUGGGGUGAGAGCAACUGUGAUCAUAAGGAAGAUGCUGCCGUGAAUUGUUCAGGUGUGACAGAGAGGACAGAUUCUCCAAAUACCCCAGCUCCUCCGCGCCGCCCUUCGACCGACAGUGGGAGAGUCACGGUGCCUGUGGUCAUCUGCAUUAUCCUGGGGGCCCUGCUCUGCCUGGUCUUAAUCAUCCUCGGGGUGCAGGUGCGAAGUGCUAGGGCACAGCGCAGAGGUUCCAGAAGGCCCUUGGAUCCCUUCUCUGAGGCCGUGUACGAGGAGAUUGAUUAUAACCUGAUGAGAGAGAAGCAGGAGAUGUUCAGUCGCUCAGUCUCCUAUUCAGAUGACUCUGUGAUGAAGCUGCAGUAUUACACCGGGGACAGCGAGGGGGAAAACGAUCCUGGAUCAGAACAAGAGGGAGCUUCCCUGGGGGAGUCUCAGCUGGAUUAUGAUAAUGUGGAGGAGCCUGCCUUGAACGACGUCCCCCAGACUCGAGACGGCCGAGAUGCCCCUGCCCUGCCUGGAGAUGUCCCAGGGGAUGGUUAUGAUGAUGCCAGAGAAAUGUCUGACCCUGAAGAUGACCCUAGUUUGGGGCAGAAUGAUGAGGAAGGCCCUGGGGUGAGUGACAGGAACAGGGAUUCACAGACAGGCUGGAGUCUGCACUCGCUAAGGAAUGAAGGUGUCUCUGUGACAGAGAAAGAAACCCUGUUCCUGCCUCCUGGAGACCCAAGUUAUGAUGACGUGGGACAUGGUGACUCUGGGGGAUCAGUAUCAGAACAAUGUGAUUGGACCAAAUAACCUUGGGAUGAUGUAAAAGCUUUGCCUCUUUCUCUGAGAAAUGCUCCCUCUGGCAUGAUGCCCAAAGACAGUUCUUGCCUGGUAGAUAGACAAAGCAGGGGUUUCUAUAGAAUUUGUGUGAAGAUGCAGGAAAUUCAAAUGCGAGUGGGAAAAGGUUCACAAAUUUCCUCUGUGUAACUUCCCAUUGAUUGGCCAGGAUGGAAGUUUCCUGCUUUUUUAUCCCUGUAAUUUCUUCAGGUUCAAUUUGUGCC